AUGCAUCAGGCACAAGUCCAAGUCAAUCAAAAGAACCAAGAUAUUAGAAGGUUAAAUACCGGUAUAACCCAAGCUGAAGGUGAUUAUAGAAUAUUACUUUUGGCCUAUCAUAAUGAAAAGAAUGAACGUAGGCACUGGUUCUAUUCAUAUAAAGAUAAACAUAGGCGAGUUGGUACAUUACUACGUGAGAAAUUCGCCACUCAAUUAUUAUUGCGCAAUUAUAGCCAUCGAUUACAACAAUCUCAGAAUUAUGCUAGAGCCCUGCGACAAGAGUUAGAUACAUGCCGGGAUGAUUUACUUCUUAGCGAUAUUCAGCUUGAUACUAAAUGGGGUAAUCCUGGAGAAGAUCCGGAAGAUUUUCUUAGAGAUUUUCAAAGAUAUGUAGUAGCUUCUCGAAUAAAUGUGACAGCUGGUGCAGGUGGUGUGGCCGGGAGAGCAGAAGCAGAUGGCUUAUUCGAAUCAUGUCUUGAAGGUCCAGCAUUAAAUUGGUAUGAAACUAAUAUCAAAGGCAAGAAUUGGAAAUGCAAUAAUAUUUCUGAUAACUUAGGAGUAGCUACUAUAACUGCAAUUCGUACACUCGGUGCUGGAAAUGGAGGUAAUCAGAUAGGUGGUUUAAAUACUGCUGGCGAAUUUCGUAAUGAGGCGAGUGCAGAAAUUGGUCGAAUUGGUGCAGGAAUAGCAACUGGGGCUAAUCUAAUUCCAAAUGGAACAUGGAAUGAGGAUUGGUCUAUAGCAGGUGGAAUGCCAGUAAAUGAUGCACCAGUGGCACCAAAUGGUGGUGGAGGAUUUCCUAAUGUUACAAUUGCACCUGGUAUGAAGCUCGGUCAAAAAAUAUACAGACUUCGAUAUUUUUAUACUACAGUGGAGGCGCAAAAACAAAUGGCCAUCUUUGGUCAGCUUAUGCAAGGAUCUAUGCAAGUGGAAGAAUUUAGUAAUAAAAUAAAAAAGCUUGGUAAACUUGCUGGAAUGUCUCCCCAGCAACAAAGGGAGCAAUUUAUUCGUGGGUUAUCUCCUAUGAAUCAAUAUAAUUUACGUAUGAUGGCUAAAUUUCAUGAUUCUCAGGACAACAUUACAACAGCAUUGGCAGAGGCGGAAAAAUAUACAUUAGCUCAAGUGACCACGCCAUCUUCUUUUCCAGUAUUUCCAACACCCAAUCCUCAUGAAAAAAAUAAACACUCGAGUGAUAUGACCCCCGUGAACCCUUCUAAGUCUCAGGAGAUACAAGCUAAUGAUAACUCUGUUUCGCGAGAUGAUUUCAAAAAACUUUAUGAUAUAGUGCUGGGUUUGAAGGAAACAAUGGCUGGAGCAAAGCGGACCUUAUCGAAAAAACCCGGUCCUGGGAAACAAAAAGCAGAUGAAAUUGCCAUGAAUAAAUUUUUAGAUGAAGCUAUAGAUAAUACAAGUCUACCAGGAGAAGAUUAUGACUAUGACCCUAUUGAAGAUUUGAGAUUACAAUUCGAGCAGUUGGGAAUCAAUCAGGCAAAAAUGGCUCGAAUAAUACAUGCAGUUUUAAAAUCAUCCCAAUACAAAUGUUCAAAGUGUGGUAAAGCAGGCCAUAAUUCUCGCAACUGUUCUAAAAAGAAGAGCAAGUCCAGACGUUCUAACAAAAGCAUAUCCAAGAAAAAAGUAAAGCAGAAGGGUAAAUCAUCCUCUAAGAAAAUACCUAAAUCUCGUAAGACUAAACAGAAAGGUGUUGCCACUUCUAGUAAGGCCCAAAAUAAAUCGACUACCCUUGAGGAGAAUAUUCGUCGAAUUAUGUUAGAUAUGCUUGAAAAAGUCUUACUCCCGCAUCAGUUAGAGAAACUAAAACCUGAAAACAAAAAUUUAGCUAUUCCAGAUUUUGUCGAUAGUAAUGAGGGGGGUAAUGAACCAUUGGAGGAUGAAUGGCACGCUCCUGCAGGUUUUAGCCUAGAUUCUGAUAAUUUGACUUUAAAAAAAAACGAAUGA
Entrophospora sp. SA101 is the source of this 1947-nucleotide messenger RNA. NCBI's taxonomy places the organism in Eukaryota, Fungi, Glomeromycota, Glomeromycetes, Entrophosporales, Entrophosporaceae. The record is from the annotation of a GenBank genome assembly.